CUUACAUCACGUACGUGUAAGCAAUCGAGUAACUGCGGGAGUUGCAAUUUGUUUUGGUAAAAGUGUAGUGUUUCAACUUGAGAUCAGCAAUGAAGAAUUUCAUAGUAUUUUCGCUCUCUGUUUUUCUUAUAUUAAACACUGGACAGUCCUCGUCUGAGUUCUAUUUUCCCAAAGAGAGCCUUGGCGACGUGGACUCAUGGAACGAUGGCGGCGUGGAUAAGAAGUCGGAAUCAAGUUCAUCCAGUUCGUUUAGCUCGUCAAGCUCAUCCAGUUCGUUCACCUCGUCAGGCUCAUCGAGUUCGUCGGAUUCAUUUCAUGAGAAGGUUGAAGUGUACGAAAAAAACACUGACGAAAAGGGAACGCAUGAAGUAACGAAGAUUCGCGAACGAAAGAAGCCAACAGGAGGGAAUGAAACCUCCAGUAGUAAAGUUAUCGAAGUGUUUCGAUAUCCUAAUGGAACGAUUCGUCGAAAGGUGAAAAACAAUGGGCCUGCAAUGAAGGCUGAAUGUACCAAGAACGAUGACUGCAGUGCUGAUAAGUUCUGUAGCAAACUCAGUUAUCAGUGUCAGCAAUGCCUUGAUGGGUUUGGUUGUUUUAAUGAUGACCAGUGCUGUGGCAAAAAAGUUUGCAAAUUUGGCCAGUGUGCAGAUGAACCAGAGCAUACAGGGCUGGCCAACUCUCCAUGCGAUUAUGACAGCCAGUGCAAGUCAGGCCUUUUCUGCUCAGUGCGUGUGUUUGAAGGUGGAAAGUGCAAAGAUGUUAGAACAGAGGGACAGUCAUGCAGCAGAGGGAUUUUUUCAAGAAAUCCACCCAGAUGUGCUGAGGGUUUGGAGUGCAGAAGGACUGGUGGCUUCCCCUUUUCCUCCUACAAGUGCCUAAAAGAAGGAAGUGUGGAAGAUAAAUCAACCAAAUCAUCUUUUGAUUGGUUUCACGAUAAUGACUUCUUUCCCUUUAAAAAGUAGAGCUGGUCGUGUUCUUUUCCCUCAUAUUGAAAAUUUAACUGAAGACACCAAAUAAUCCUCAGAAAUUGAGAAAUAUGGGAAAAGAGUGAAA
Molecule: messenger RNA, 1053 nt
Organism: Pocillopora damicornis (cauliflower coral)
Lineage: Eukaryota; Metazoa; Cnidaria; Anthozoa; Scleractinia; Pocilloporidae
Biological process (GO): negative regulation of canonical Wnt signaling pathway
Molecular function (GO): co-receptor binding; receptor antagonist activity
Source: RefSeq, a predicted model, not a curated record